This is a messenger RNA of Drosophila nasuta, 1600 nucleotides long. RefSeq names its product odorant receptor 83a-like. The transcript has 4 exons. Gene Ontology annotation, cellular component: plasma membrane. Bases 1 to 1359 code for a protein of 452 amino acids. NCBI's taxonomy places the organism in Eukaryota, Metazoa, Arthropoda, Insecta, Diptera, Drosophilidae. Gene Ontology annotation, biological process: sensory perception of smell; detection of chemical stimulus involved in sensory perception of smell. The record is from RefSeq and is a predicted model, not a curated record. Gene Ontology annotation, molecular function: olfactory receptor activity; odorant binding.
AUGAAACGCGUCGAGCACUCUGAGGAAGAAUGGAAACGUCGGGAUCUCUUUGGAUUUAUAAGAUCUACAAUGCGCGUGGCUUCGAUGUAUCCAUGGAGCUUAGACACAAAUGGCAAUGUUCUAAGCUAUCUAAUGAAUUUGAUUGACUUGAUCUACGAGAUGUUCAACUACUUUGUUUGUGUGCAUCUGGCGGCAUUAUACGUGUGCACUAUCUACAUCUACUAUGGCCAAGGGGAUCUGGAAUUUCUCGUCAAUUGCCUCAUACAAACGAUCAUCUAUAUUUGGUCCAUCCUAAUGAAAUUGUACUUUCGACGCUUUCGACCCAAGCUGCUGAAUGAGAUCAUCAGCUCUAUCAAUGGAAAACAUCAGACGCGCUCAGCACUCGGUUUCACCUAUGUGACCAGCAUGGGAGCAUUGCGUCAUUCUAAUCUGUGGAUCAAGAGCUACGUCUACUGCUGCUUUAUAGGCACCAUAUUCUGGCUAGUGCUGCCCAUUGUCUACAGAGAUGGCAGUCUGCCCUUGGCUUGUUGGUAUCCCUUCGAUUACACCCAACCGAUUGUCUAUGAGGUGAUAUUCUUUCUUCAGGCCAUGGGACAGAUUCAAGUGGCAGCUUCAUUUGCCUCUUCUAGUGGAUUUCAUAUGGUCUUGGGCAUACUCGUCUCUGGCCAAUACGAUAUUCUCUAUUGCAGCCUCAAGAAUGUGUUGGCCACAACAUAUUUGAGAAUGGGUGCGACUUUGGCACAGCUGAGCGAACUCAAAGAGGCGCAAUCCGUGGCAGAUGCCGAGGUGAAUCAGUUCAGCUACUCCCAAGAGAUUCACACUCCACUGGAAAAACUCACAGAGCAGCAAACGUCGAGUAAUAUUAGAGACUUUAAAAGCGCCUUCAGAGAUUGCUUCAAAGAUUGCGUGGAACAACAUCAUUAUAUCAUAGCGACUCUUUACAAAUGGGAACACUUCUAUAAUCCCAUCUGGAUAUUCAAGAUCGGCGAGGUGACCUUUCUCAUGUGCCUAGUGGCCUUUGUCUCGACCAAAAGCACAACGGCCAAUUCGUUUAUGCGUAUGGUUUCGUUGGGUCAGUAUCUGCUGCUUGUGGCCUAUGAGCUCUUCAUCAUCUGCUACUUUGCCGACCUGGUCUAUCAGAAUAGUCAGCGUUGUGGAGAUGCUCUCUGGCGCAGUCCUUGGCAUCUGCACAUGCGACAAGUGCGCAGUGAAUAUUUGUUCUUCUUGAUGAAUUCCCGGCGACAGUUUCAGCUGACUGCUGGCAAAAUAUACAAUCUGAAUGUGGAUCGCUUCAGAGGCACUAUCACAACAGCUUUUUCAUUUCUGACGCUUCUACAGAAAAUGGAUGCUCGUGCCUAGUUUCGCAUUUACUUGUUUAUUCUCAUAUAAUACAAUUAUUUUAAUUUAAUAAAAAUUAGCAUAAAAAUGUAACACAUACAAAUAGUUAAAAGGCAGAAACACAUUGAAGACAUGCUGGUGCCUUAACCACAACGCCCUUGAUAUUGUUGCAUAUUAAAUGUUUAGGUUUGUUAAAAAAAAAAAGAGUAAUGAAAAUUGGCGUUAACUUCUUAUUCCGUAUGCCACGUAAAUUUAAAUACAA